Solanum tuberosum (potato) is the source of this 975-nucleotide messenger RNA. Its product is annotated as gibberellin-regulated protein 10-like. Lineage: Eukaryota; Viridiplantae; Streptophyta; Magnoliopsida; Solanales; Solanaceae. The transcript is spliced from 4 exons. The coding region runs from base 286 to 723 and encodes 145 amino acids. The record is from RefSeq and is a predicted model, not a curated record.
UCCUCAUUAAUCAAUUUAGAGUAGCUAUGGGCCUAAAUUAUACUUAGUUUUCCUUCAAGUUUAGGAGGUCUGGAAUUAUAAGUAGCUCGAAAUUCGAAAAGAGGUACAGAGGAGGAAACAGCUGUGUAUUAGUAAUGCACACAGCUAGAUACUACUAUUAGCCAGGGUCCCCGCCGAUACAUGAAUCAUCACAUUUUUCUACUAUAAAAAUAAAAAAACAUGGAGCUCAAUUUCAUUAACUAGAGUUAAGCUAAGUGUUAAAGAGGAGCUGCGGUUAUAAUAUUCAUGGCGAUGGCGCUUCGUGUAUUGCUUCUUUUGGUUUUGUUUUUCGCUACUGUUAAGGCACAGGGUUCUAUUAUUGAUCUCAAGGAGGUUGAAGAAGAUAAACAACAUGUUGGUCUCAGCCAGGCACUUCGUCUUUUCACCAGAGGAGCCAAUAGGAGGCUAGUUCAAGACAUAGUUUUAAAGGUUGCAAAAUACUUGAACAAUGGGGAUAUUGCUCUAGCUCCUGCACCAGCUCCACCUCCAAGUCCAUUGGACUGUGGAGGUUUGUGCAAAUACAGAUGCAGUUUACACUCAAGGCCCAAGUUGUGUUUUAGGGCAUGUGGAACAUGUUGUGUUAGAUGCAAAUGUGUGCCACCAGGGACCUUUGGGAACAGAGAGAUGUGUGGCAAAUGUUACACUGAAAUGACUACCCAUGGCAACAAGACCAAGUGCCCUUGAUUAUUACUACUAGUCAGUAUUUUUUAUGAUAUUUUACAAGUGUAGUGUGUGGACCUUAGCUUUAUUUAAUUUCAUCAUCAUAUCUUAUGAGAUAGUACUAGCAAAUCAUGUCUGGCUACAUUGCAGUAUCUUGCUGCUAAGGCCUAAGCCAUGUGCAAGUUGCUGUUGUUUGAAAAGUAUUUUAUGAUGUUAUAUGUAUUAUGUUUUACCCGGCUUCAAGUUAAAAUAUUUUUGUCUUUAUGUUAUCACCUA